Messenger RNA from Dibothriocephalus latus, 218 nucleotides. Lineage: Eukaryota; Metazoa; Platyhelminthes; Cestoda; Diphyllobothriidea; Diphyllobothriidae. The record is from the annotation of a GenBank genome assembly.
CGGCUGCUGGUCCAUCUGUCUCCUCCACCUCCACGGCCGACGCUUUGGCCGACCUCUUCGGUGGGCUGGGCGGCUCUGGUGUUGCUGGUGCUGCUGACAGUGGUCCCCUCGUACUUUCUCCCAAGAACUACGUGCCGCCCAGUCGUGUGAUGUUGGAGGCAUCGCGUGGCAAGGGUCUGGAAAUAGCCGGAACCUUUAUGCGCACACCCACAGGCGCC